AUGUCAGACUUCCGCACACGCAUACCUUGCAGAGAAAUCGCCUCUCUCAGUAAGCUCUACGACGUACUGACGAACGAAUAUGGAAACAUGUACUAUAAGUUGGAGACGGAAAAGAACGAGCAAGGCGAGCUCUUCUGGGUGGUUGGUGUCUCGAGCCAUUUUGCGCGUGACGUGCGAGAACUUUUGAUCACAAAGGGGGUUCUUCGACAUCCUGCGAGAUCACGGGGAUUUACGGCAAUAAAGGUGUCAAAAUCUCAAGAAAAUUCACUGCCUGAAGUGAUUGAUCUCACUAGGGAUGAUCCCGAUGAAGAGACUCUUCAGGUACUCGAGAGUCCAGGCACGGCAAACACCUCACGAAAUCUGACUUCUGGACCACGGCAAUAUCUUCCCGAGACCGAAAAAAUAAAAGCCCACAUUGACAAGUCAGUAGCGAAUAAACGAGAUAACCCUAAGAAAACACAACAAAAAGCUGUUACACAAACUCCAAAUCACCAUGGCCGAGCUGAACAAGGACCAGUCGCAACAUGCAACAGUGCGGUUGGCCAAGGAGACCGUUCGACUGGGAGAAUCCCAAUAUAUAUGCUACUCGGGAACGCUCACACUCAAGCUUGA
This is a messenger RNA of Fusarium fujikuroi IMI 58289, 612 nucleotides long. RefSeq lists its product as uncharacterized. The coding region runs from base 1 to 612 and encodes 203 amino acids. The record is from RefSeq and is a predicted model, not a curated record. The transcript has a single exon. NCBI's taxonomy places the organism in Eukaryota, Fungi, Ascomycota, Sordariomycetes, Hypocreales, Nectriaceae.